Molecule: messenger RNA, 468 nt
Organism: Caenorhabditis angaria
Lineage: Eukaryota; Metazoa; Nematoda; Chromadorea; Rhabditida; Rhabditidae
Source: the annotation of a GenBank genome assembly
AUGACAUCUCUUCCACUUUUCCUAGUUUUUCUAACUUCAACAAUCUUGUGCUCUGUACCAUUAACCGAAGAGCAGCGAAAAAUUGCGCACGAAUUCGCCAAAAUCUUCCUCGAAGACAAUCUUCCAAUGUAUAUCCGUGAAAAGUUGCGCGAAAAAUUGAUAAAUUCAAUUUUCGAUCCACCAUUAAUCUAUAAAUUCAAGUUCAAAGAUUGUGAAGGAAAAGAAUAUGGUGCUGAAAGUUUUGUGGAUAAUUUUUUGUUGGCUGGAAAAUUGGGAGGGAAUUUGAGAGUUGAUGAGAAGGGAGAAGAUGGGAUUUAUAAACGACCCGGUUUGGAAACUACAAUUUAUUUGACACAUUUUCAUACCGAUUUGGAUACUUAUUCGAUUUCCUUGACUUUUUCGAAUUCCAAUCCGGAUUUACAAUUUUAUUCAAUUAUUGCUAAAUGUUAUACUAAAUAUUGUAAUUGA